Cucurbitaria berberidis CBS 394.84 is the source of this 1822-nucleotide messenger RNA. RefSeq lists its product as uncharacterized. Gene Ontology annotation, cellular component: chromatin. Lineage: Eukaryota; Fungi; Ascomycota; Dothideomycetes; Pleosporales; Cucurbitariaceae. The annotation marks the transcript as partial. The transcript has 6 exons. Gene Ontology annotation, molecular function: DNA-binding transcription factor activity, RNA polymerase II-specific; zinc ion binding; RNA polymerase II cis-regulatory region sequence-specific DNA binding. The record is from RefSeq and is a predicted model, not a curated record. Gene Ontology annotation, biological process: DNA-templated transcription; regulation of transcription by RNA polymerase II.
CAAUGAAUACAAUACACCGUGCAGCUGCGCAAAAUCGAUGCUUAACAUGCCUAAAAGUUUUCAAGAAUCAAAGUCAUCUCCGACGACAUGAGAGAAGUCACACGAACGAACCGUCGCACCAGUGCACCUCCUGCUCUCGCACCUUCCUCCGACAUGACGCUCUCCGACGCCACCUCAAAACAUGUCUCACGGUAGAGCAGUGCGAUGCGCUCCAUGCGUCUAAACGAGGCAGGAAGCCCCGCGCAUGUCAAAACUGCCAGUCAAAGAAGAUACAAUGCGAUAGGAAUCGACCUUGCAAGCGGUGCGCUUCAAGUCAAGUCGAUUGCUCUUAUGCAUUUGUGGAUGAUGGAGAUCUCGAGUCUUCUCAUGUACCAAUUACGUUUUUACGUAACUACACUGAUCCGCUCCUCGGAUCGGUUUCGGAUGCAUUCGUCCUCUCAGCUGCACAUGCCGAGCCCUUUGACGAGCUGGGCGAAAGCUUUACCAGCUAUAUGUAUGACGACUACAUGGAAGACCUCUUCUCUGGUGUGUUCUCAGACUUCUACCCAAAUGAGAGUGUUGAACCCAUCGAUUCGAUAAGGGCACCGAUUUCCUUCCUUUCUUCGCCUCUGAUCGAGAAACGCAAAGAAACAAUUCUGUCACUACUCGCAAAUCAGUAUAAUUCGGCCCAUGAUACUUUCAGGUUCCCGAGAGGCCAUUUUCCCGUAGAAUUAGCCAGAGCGGUGUUUACCGGCAACAACAUCGCAAAGUGUGUAACAGCAUUCUUUACCAUCUGCCAUCUAUAUGCACCGUUUGUCCACCGACCAUCUUUCGACAUCGAGAAAGUAUCUUUGCCAUUGUUAAUCGCAAUCACGCUUCUCGGUUCGGUUUGCGCUGCACCACAAGAUGAUGUCUUGUCUGCUCGGUACUUCUUUGAGCUGGGAGAAGAAUACGUAUUCAGGUUGCUACAUCAAGUAGGCACAGUCAGCGAUCAGUCAAAUGAUGAAAGCAUUGAGAUAGUACAAGCUGCCGUACUUAUGCACGCGUUGCAAAUGGACCCAAACGAUGACGGCGUUCGAUUGAGAAUACGAGCACAGCGAUUUCCUGCGAUCGUUGCUGCGUUGCGAAGGCUAGACUUAUUUGGGACCGUUCGCAAAGCCUACACUAGACUUGCCGACUGGGAUAUAUUCAUCGCCGACGAGGUGAAAAUUAGACUGGCGGCUAGGGUGUUCAUGAUUGAUUGUAUGAGUACUAUGUUCUUCAAGAGCCCUCCCCAGAUCACCGUUGCCGAAGUGUCUGGAGAUCUUCCAAGUGCUGAUGCUUUGUUCGAGGCUUCAUCGUCAGCUGAAUUCUCACAAGUCGUAGAUUCGUUUGAACCCUUUGAGCUCAGGACACGAAGCUUGAAGAACUUAGUCUCUUUGUUCUUGGGCGAUGAGUGGACCGGCCCAGAAGCUCCAAGUCUAGCCGUUAUUGGAUCAGAGCACCUAAUAUCACUCCUGUUUGCCUUCCACUCUCUCGUCUUUGUGUCUCGCACCGGACUGCUCAUACCAUCAACAUUCUCGAGCCUCCUCCGUGCCACAAACCGGUGGAAAGAAGUUUGGCAUCCCGUUUCUUCGAGAGAAUUGUCGACCGGAGGACGUCUCGUUGGUUUCGCAAAAUACGGUCUUGAGCUGUGGUGGCUCACACAAAAGAUCCUUGAACUAGCACCAUUCGAGGACACACAGAGUCGGUAUAUGAUAAGGAGGCCAACGGACUCUCUAAAGGAACUUCAUGACUUUAUUCAGCAGUAUGCAAAAAAAUAGCAAACUUGAGGAAUCUACCCCUAGCAGUAAGAAUUAGCUAC